UUGGAGUAGUGGGAAAGAUCAAGAAGAAGAGGAUAUUGACACGUGCGGCUGUGUUUAAAAUCGGAUGCAAACCUAUUUAUAUUCCUCUCUUUAUUCUCUCUUUCUCGUCCGUCUCUUCUCUCUCUUCGCCGUUGGUUUCACUCAGCUCUCACUCUCAUCCCCAUCCCAAACCCUAGCCUCGCUAUUUUUCAUGAUUCCUCUCGAUCUCUUCCACUGAACUCUCUCUCAAAUCGGUCGUAUACGGAGAAUUAUCGGAGACACUCGGAGGUCUGCUAAAAUUAACAUUCGCGAUGGCGGCUUCCACUACCAGCCAGGUCUACAUCGAUGUAAUCGAGGAUGUCAUGGUCAAGGUCCGUGACGAGUUCGUGAACAACGGUGGUCCUGGAGAGGAAGUUCUCAAGGAGCUUCAAGCUAUGUGGGAAUCGAAGAUGAUGCAAGCUGGUGCUGUGCUCGGUCCCAUAGAAAGGUCCACUGCAGCUAAGCCAACUCCUGGUGGUCCAAUUACUCCGGUUCAUGAUCUCAACGUACCGUAUGAGGGGACCGAUGAGUAUGAGACUCCUACAGCGGAUAUGCUUUUCCCCCCUACACCAUUGCAAACUCCAAUUCAAACCCCUCUACCAGGAACUGGGGAUAACUCAACGUAUAACAUUCCUACUGGACCAAGUGACUACCCCUCUUCUGGAAAUGACACAGGAGGAAAUGCUGAUGGAAAAGGAGCAAGACCUGCUCCAUAUAUGCAAUCUCCUUCUCCUUGGAUGAACCAAAGGCCUCCACUUGAUGUCAAUGUUGCUUAUGUGGAAGGGCGGGAUGAGGCAGACAGGGGAACUUCUAAUCAACCUCCGACACAGGACUUCUUCACGAUGCCAUCAGGAAAGCGAAAACGCAAUGAUUUAACUUCUCAAUAUAAUGCUGGUGGAUAUAUACCUCAGCAAGAUGGAGCUGGGGAUGCUACACAUGGAGAUUUUGAAAUUGAGGUACCCCCUAUUAGUCAGCAUCAUAUAUAUCACCAGGAUGUCUGCAUAUCUUUUGUAAGUGGAAGGGGCAUCUCUAUUAAUUCACAUCACACUAUUUCCAAAGGAAAAAUGUCAGCAGAUUUGGAGAGGUCGACUUCUAGGAUUCCUCAACUUGAUGGACCAAUUCCAUAUGAUGAUGAUGUGCUCUCUACUCCAAAUAUAUACAACUAUGGAGAAGUGUUCAGUGAAGACUACAACAUUUCUAAUACACCAGCUCCUCCUGAAGUACCAGCAAGCACCCCUGCUCUCUUGGUUCAGAAUGAAGUGGGUAAUGAUUUUGAUGAUGAUGAUGAUGAUGAACCUCCAUUAAAUGAAGAGGAUGAUGAUGAUUUAGAUGACAUGGAACAAGGAGAGGAUCAAAAUACACAUCAUCUUGUUUUGGCCCAGUUUGAUAAGGUGACACGUACCAAGAGCAGGUGGAAAUGCACAUUAAAGGAUGGCAUCAUGCACAUAAAUAAUAAGGACAUUCUCUUCAAUAAGGCGACAGGAGAGUUUGAAUUCUGAUUUUGUUGGGGCUGGCGCUUUCGUGAAAUAUGAUUCGGAGGUGUCAUUGUGUGUUUCAUGAUCCCUUUCUUUGAUUAUAAUUAUUAAGUGAAAGAUUGAUGAAGAUAGGAAUAUUUUUACCCUUUCGAGACUAUUGUGAUGUUGGCCUCUUGUACAUAGAGAAUGAGCAAUUUUUUGCCUUUAACUGAUGGUUAGAGACUCGGGCAUUUCCUUUAAGCCCACCAUUUGUCAAGUAUGUGGUUUCUUUAGUUCUGUAUACUUGAACAUUUUAGUGAAUUUAAGAAUCCCUUGUAUGAUAAUAAUGAUAGAUAGGCUU
Molecule: messenger RNA, 1833 nt
Organism: Glycine soja
Lineage: Eukaryota; Viridiplantae; Streptophyta; Magnoliopsida; Fabales; Fabaceae
Product: transcription initiation factor IIA large subunit-like
Exons: 11
Coding region: 291-1517 (408 amino acids)
Biological process (GO): transcription initiation at RNA polymerase II promoter; transcription by RNA polymerase II
Cellular component (GO): transcription factor TFIIA complex
Source: RefSeq, a predicted model, not a curated record